This is a messenger RNA of Pygocentrus nattereri (red-bellied piranha), 1432 nucleotides long. Its product is annotated as integumentary mucin C.1-like. Bases 34 to 1104 code for a protein of 356 amino acids. Lineage: Eukaryota; Metazoa; Chordata; Actinopteri; Characiformes; Serrasalmidae. The transcript has 13 exons. The record is from RefSeq and is a predicted model, not a curated record.
CCUCGACUAGUUUCGCUCACUUGCUGUCCGAGCAUGAUGGAGCGUAUUGGGUUCUUCUGUCUCCUGCUUUGUGGAAGCAUACACAUGAUCAGCAAUGCAACAUCAACCCUUCAAACCCCGUCUACUGAAUCAAUCAACAUCACAAAUGAGGAAGCAGAUAAGUCAGCACCCACAUCUAAUGCAUCAAGCAACAACAAAAAUGAGGAAAAAGCAACAUCAACCCUUGAAACCCCGUCUACUAAAUCAAGCAGCAUCACAAAUGAGGGAGCAGAUAAGUCAGCACCCACAUCUAAUGCAUCAAGCAACAACAAAAAUGAGGAAAAAGCAACAUCAACCCUUCAAACCCCGUCUACUGAAUCAAUCAACAUCACAAAUGAGGGAGCAGAAAGGUCAGCGCUUCAACCCAUAUCUAAUGCAUUAAGCAACAACAAAAAUGAGGAAAAAGGUACAAAUAACAUAACCGCAUCCAUAACUGCUACAGAAGCUGCAACAACUACACCAACAUCCAAAACUAACAGCACAGGGACAAACGCUACCGAAACUGCAACGACUACAUCCACAUCCACAACUAACAUCACAGGGACAAACGCAACCGAAACUGCAAUGACUACAACCAAAUCCACAACUAACAGCACAGAGACAAAGGCAACCGAAACUGCAAUGACUACAACCACAUCCACAACUAAUAAAACGAACAGAACAGGCACAACGGCACCAAAAACUGCAACAAAUACAACUCACCAUUCAUCUGGAGGAACAACUCAAGUUCUGGGGAUUUUCCUGAUCACAGUUACAGUAGGCUGCUGUUCUGCUGUGGUGCUGAUUCUGUACUCACUGAGAUAUUUCUACAAAAAGAAAGUGCAUGCUGUUAAGCGGAAUCAGGAGCAUUUCUAUGACUCUAUUGAUGACUUUGCGACAGCCACACAAUUUGCAAGUGACCGAAAAAACACACAGGAAAACAUCUACUACCUGGCAACCUUUCCAGGGGCCCAAAAGACAGAUAACCAGCAGAUUACCUACGAGACCAUAUAUCCCCUGAAAGACUCCACACCAAAGGAAGAAGAUGAACAGCUAUAUACCCAUGUCAUAAAGCCAAAAGAAUAAUCUCUGGACUUCGCUGUGACUUCAUUACUGCUCUAUUCUAUUCCAGCCUCCUGUUUUAUUAAAUUGUUCUGUUGUUUAACUGGUUAUGACUUUCAGAGUUCUUACACAGGCUACAGAGUUGUGUAAAAUGAUACACAGUGCUGAAAUUUCUCUUUUGUAUCAGUAUGUAAAAUUCACCAUUUCCUGCUACAUCUUAUAACAUUCAGAAUAUUAUUAUCUAUGUUUUAACUCACUGUUGUUUUGAAUUACAUGUUGUUUGUGUGCAUAAACACCAAACAUGACUCACUUUAUCAGAUAACUAUUAAUAGAAUCAGGAAACUUCAGUUAU